UGCCACUACAACCAAUCGGCCACGAGUAAGAUUACCCUAGCAUUGUUCGAGUUAAAUGUUUGGUGUAAUGGAGUAAACAAAAGACAAUGACUAGAGGUAACGUGAAAACAUCCACAUUAUAGUACAUAUUAUACACACGGUCUGACAGUCCAAUCAGAAUUGUGGGUAAUUGCAAAGUCUUGGUAUCGUGUGCUUUACUGAACGUGAGGAGUACUGCUGUUGUGUUGGGUCAUUUCGCUCACCAUGAGAUCAGUGAGUGGCUUUGCAACACAUUUAAGUUUCUUCGACGAAGAAAUACUCUUUGACGUGGAACAUGAAGAGAAUCAUCAGUCUGGACAGGGUCCAAUUCCACCCUCUGUAGUGUGCCCCCCUUCCAAGGGGUCCGUGGGCGAUGCCGCACAGGUGAAGGUGAAGAGGAAAUGUGGACGUCCUCGGAACCCCAUCCCUCGCCACAAGAGAGAGUCCCACAUCAACGCCGAGCACAGGCGGCGGGGAAAGAUUCAGAAUGGUUUCCAGACGUUAAAGAACAUUGUCCCCAAGAAUGGCGAAACAACGGUCGGAAGAGACAGCAAGUCAGAUAUUCUGUUCAAAGCUGCCGAUCACAGCCGGAAGGUGAAGACCGAAUGCGAAGAGCAGAAGACGAUGAUCACAGCGCUGCGACAGGAAAUGGACAUCCUCAAUGCUGAAAUUGAAGCGUAUCAAGCCUUCAUGCCUGACGGGAACCUAUUCGAACCACCCCAAGUUAACAUGGAAGAGCGACUAAGUGAUUACAUCCAGAGUCGAACCCGUGACAGUUGGAAGUUCUGGAUUUUCAGCUUUAUAAGUCGUCCCCUUUUCGAAUCCUACAACCGUCUGGUCUCAACAACAACCACAGAGGGCUUUCUUCGCUCAGUCUUGGAUUGGGCCGCCAGCAACUUGUCUCUAGCUAAUCUCAGAUCAGUGGUGUUAGGCUCGCUGCGGUUGAUCAGCACCCAGACGUCAAUCAUGAACGAACCCCUCAGCCUCCCUCAGGAAGCUCUCCAUCAAACCACAGAACUUUCUCUUGACCCAGCCUUCCUUCAGUCAACUGUAGAUCUUCUAGACAAGGACUUCUCCCUCUCAGAUCCUCUGUUCAAGGACUUGGCACUCCCAGAACCAACCUACACAGCUCUAUGACCCAGUCAAGCCUAAUAUGACAAUGUGUAAAAUAUCCUAUAUGGACACACAGUUGCUGAGUGACGAUCUGUCUGCUAUGCAAGAGCGGAUGUGUGCUGCACAGAGCAAGGAAAUGCAUGUUUAGACAGAUGCUGGGUUCAGAUGAUACAUAAGGCUGUUGCAAGUAAGUGAGAGGUGAAGCAAGAUCAGUGAUACAGCAUAGAAUGAAAGAACCAAAGGUGUAACUUGUUCACAGAUACUUGGUUACUUUGACACUAUGGGUGAAUGUUAAACGAAGAAAUGCCUUAACAUCAUUCAUGUACAUUACUUCACUUCAUGUGAAUUGGUUGCUUUCUUGUCCAAGUAAUUCCUUGCCUACCAAAUUUCUCCAAUUUUCACCUGUAUGAAAAUCAUUUUAAACUUUCAUUUCUUCACAUUUACAGAAAGUUAUUGGUACUUAAGUUUCAAUGAUUUCUGAAAUCCUGUCGAGAAUACAAUAUACCGUAUUCGACAUAAUAAGCGCCCAGGGCGCUCUCAAAAUUAGAAAUAGACAGCCUGAAAUGUUUAUAUACGACAGGUACAUAUUUCCAGAAUUUAAUUGCCCAUAAUUGAGGGUGCA
Messenger RNA from Haliotis rufescens (red abalone), 1753 nucleotides. Its product is annotated as MLX-interacting protein-like. Gene Ontology annotation, cellular component: nucleus. The coding region runs from base 244 to 1155 and encodes 303 amino acids. The transcript is spliced from 7 exons. Gene Ontology annotation, biological process: regulation of transcription by RNA polymerase II. NCBI's taxonomy places the organism in Eukaryota, Metazoa, Mollusca, Gastropoda, Lepetellida, Haliotidae. The record is from RefSeq and is a predicted model, not a curated record. Gene Ontology annotation, molecular function: DNA-binding transcription factor activity, RNA polymerase II-specific; RNA polymerase II cis-regulatory region sequence-specific DNA binding; protein dimerization activity.